UUUCCUUUAGCCUGGGCGGCCAUACAUCAGCUCGGGGCCUCCCAGCCCGGAUGGCAGGGGCUGACAGAAUGACAUGUGUCAUUUAUCAAACGAGGGGCGCCAGGCCUCAGGAAAAGAACAGACCGCCGCGUGACAAAGCCCCCCGAGAGCUCUCUUCCACUCACAACGAGGGGAGUGUGUCAUGGGAUAGACACUGACAAAUCAGCCCGGAUAGAACACACAUGGAUACACGCCGACGCCGAAGCAGAGGAAACGCACACUGAGAGCUUAUGGACCUGAAGAUGAAUUUACAAUGUGCAAGACCGAUGAAGAGGAGCAUCUACAGGAUGAUGGCCUUUCUCUGGAUGGUCAAGAUGCAGACUAUCUGUUCAAUGACGACGAGGAUGGAAGAGAUCAUUUUAGCUGCCAAAACUCUCCACUCAGCAAUGGCACCAACCCAGACCCCGGGUAUGCUUCUCCCCUCAGCACCACCAGUGAUCAGCUGGUGGACCUUAAGACCACCUCUUCCUACAGCGAUCAGGAGAGGGUAGAAGAGAGGCUAGGCGAAAGCACAGAGUCCAUCAAUGGGCUCACGCUACAGGACAGUCUGGCGAAAAUGAAAGCCGUCUAUGCAAACCUGAUCUCGGAUGCCUCCUGGUCCAGCAUUGCCCUGGACAUGCUUAAAAGUAAACAAGGGAACAACUUUGCAGCUAGUAAUGGCAGCGGGAGCAAUCACAAAGGGAGCAACGGGUUCCUGAACAUUCACAGCCCAACCAACAUCCAUGCGAAGACCAGAUGUAGCAGCAGUAACAACACCUCGGCCACUACUAGUAUUACCACCAGCAGUAGCACUGCAAGAACAGUGUCAAGCAACAGCAACAGUGGCAUCAAUGUAAGCUCUGGCAGCAUGGGAGGAUUAGCUUAUGACUGGCAUCAGGCAGCUUUGGCUAAAACCCUGCAGCAUACUCCAUACCAACUCCUUCCUGAGCCCAGCCUUUUCAGCACAGUGCAGCUUUACAGGCAAAACAAUAAGCUCUACGGCCCCGUGUUUACUGGAGCCAGUAAAUUUAGGUGUAAGGACUGUAGUGCAGCCUAUGACACUUUGGUUGGCUUAACUGUGCAUAUGAACGAAACGGGCCACUACCGUGACGACAACAAGGACACAGAGGACGAUCGAAGCAAGAAGUGGUCCAAGCCACGCAAGCGUUCUUUGCUGGAGAUGGAAGGUAAAGAAGAUGCCCAGAAAGUUCUUAAAUGCAUGUACUGUGGUCACUCUUUCGAAUCCCUGCAAGACCUUAGUGUUCACAUGAUUAAAACAAAACACUAUCAGAAAGUGCCUCUAAAAGAACCAAUGCCAGCCCUCACCUCAAAGCUGGUACCCCCAACCAAAAAAAGAGCAUUUCAAGACUUGAUGUCGCCGAGCUCACCAGAGUCUGUCUCAUCUGGCAUACUCCUGGGAGAGUCUCCCAAAGACCAAAAAGUGGCCAAUCCCUAUGUCACCCCUAACAAUCGAUACGGUUACCAAAAUGGUGCCAGUUAUACUUGGCAGUUUGAGGCACGAAAGGCACAAAUUCUUAAAUGUAUGGAGUGUGGCAGUUCUCAUGACACCUUGCAGCAACUGACCGCCCACAUGAUGGUCACAGGACACUUUCUUAAAGUCACAAAUUCAGCCUCUAAAAAGGGUAAGCAGUUAGUUUUUGAUCCUGUAAUUGAAGAGAAAAUUCAGUCUAUUCCUUUGCCACCCACCACCACUCGACUCCCAACGCCUAAUGGUAAGUCUCAGCCUGACUCCCCAAUGCCGCCUUCUAGCCCUGAGGAGAAAUAUGAAGACAAGAAAGAUGAAGAGGCAGAGGAAGAGAAAAUGGAAGCAAUGGAACCACAGAAAAAAAUAAAACAAGAGAAAGAAGACUCUGUUGAAAAAGCGGAUAAACCUGGAAAGGCCAGAUCUUACCAGUAUCUCACAGAAGAAGACUUAGAAGAGACACCUAAAGGUGGCCUGGACAUCCUAAAGUCAUUAGAGAAUACAGUUUCAAGUGCAAUCAGCAAAGCCCAAACAGGAACACCAACCUGGGGAGGUUACCCCAGCAUUCAUGCAGCCUAUCAGCUCCAUGGAUCUUUAAAGUCAACUUUGCCCUCAUGUGCACAGGUUCAACCUUUGUUCAGCAGCACCAGCUUGAAGGUAACAUCCUCUGAUUUAAGCUCUCUGAUCCAUUCCCCAAAUAGCCCCUCUCCACCUCCGAGUCAUAAGAGCAAUGUGCUGGCCAUGGAGGAGCUGGUGGAAAAAGUGACAGGAAAAAGUUCAAUAAAGAAUGAAAAAGAGGAAAAACCUGUAGAGAAUAAGGGUAGAACUGCAAAAUCUCCGUUGCCAAAUCCUAAAGACAAACUGGCUUCAUCCAAUCCAGAAAAUCUCUCAAAGGCAGUUAAAAGCGCUGCAUUGGAGGAUGUGACUGAGCCAAGAGGCAAAGACGGAGAGCAAACGGAGAGUAAAACAGAUGUACAGAUAAAGAGCGAAAUUGAUUCACCCAAAAAGGUUGUAAGCAACGGCUGCAAUAACCUGAGCAUCAUCACUGAUCACUCGCCUGAGCAACCACUCGUCAACCCUCUCAGUGCUUUGCAGUCUAUCAUGAACAACCACUUGGGGAAAGCUGCCAAAGUGGCCACCCCCUUCAUAGACCCCUUUGCAAUGUUGUAUAAGAUCAGCAACUCUGCUCAGAUUAAGCAAGCAGAGCCCGCGAGUCAGUACCACGAGGAUGAGGAUGAUCAGCCCAUGGACUUGACUAAAUCCAAAAACAACAACGGAAGUAUGCCUAAGGGCACUCCUGCUACACCAAACAACAAUGGAAACAACAGCAAACCGGUUUUCAAAAAUUUCUCUCAGUCAUCCUCUCCGCCACUGCGAGAGAAUGCUUUGAUGGAUAUUUCAGACAUGGUAAAGAAUCUGACGGGACGUUUGACACCAAAGUCUACAACCCCAUCUUCCAUAUCUGAGAAAUCAGAUAUCGAUGGCUGUACUUUUGAGGACGGCAUCGAGGAACUGUCUCCCAUCCAAAGACGUAAAGGCCGACAGUCAAACUGGAAUCCCCAGCACCUCCUGAUUCUCCAGGCCCAGUUUGUCUCCAGUCUUAGAGAGACUCCCGAAGGAAAGUUUGUAAUUAGUGACUUGGGACCCCAAGAGAGGGUACACAUCUGUAAAUUCACUGGUCUCUCCAUGACUACUAUCUCACAUUGGCUGGCCAAUGUAAAAUACCAGUUAAAGCGGACAGGAGGCACAAAAUUCCUCAAAAAUAUCGACUCCGGCCAACCUCUGUUUUUGUGCAGUGACUGUGCUUCCCAGUUCAGGACUCCCUCAUCCUACAUUCACCAUUUGGAGUCCCACCUUGGUUUUACUCUAAAGGACCUCUCAAAGCUUUCCAUAGACUUACUAGAGCAGCAGGCAGUCAGCAGAAUAGAGGACAAGGCUUUUGGUUCACCUGGACUCACAGAAGAAGACACUGGCUCAGUAUAUCAGUGCAAACUGUGCAAUCGGACAUUUGUGAGUAAACAUGCAAUCAAACUGCACCUUUGCAAAACACACGGAAAGUCGCCAGAGGACCAUCUCAUCUUUGUGAAAGAGCUGGAAAAGUUUGAUAAACAAUGAAGUCAGAUGAAGCUGAUAGCAUGACAGAUUACUGUUGCACUAUAACUCUAAGCUGCAAUCUGUCAUCACAGAUAGUGCCACAACUGUAUGGAGCAUUGUUAGGACACACGAAAACAUGGGAGCUUUAAUGACACAUAGUGUAAUUACUCAGUUAAUCAUAAAUGGCCAGAGCUUGCCCUGCUCUAAGCUACAUUGUAAAAGUUGAAUUUUUUGGUGAUAAAAUUGUACCAAGUUGGUGCAGCAGCCAUGGCACUAUAUCGUCACUGACUGAUUGUUGCUUUUCUAAUGCACUGCAUCUUAUCUGAGCCUUUAGGAAUAGUCCGUCUGUUAUUUUAAAACUGGACCAUGCUUUUAUUUUGAUCACUGUUUUUGAAUUUUUUUUUUUAAGAUAAAUAUAUUUCAACACAUCUUGCAUAUUAUUUAUAUGACAGUUUGUGCAUGUUUUUAUGUAAAACAGUGAGUAUAUUACGUCUAAUCAAAUUUCAACCAUGACGACGGAACUGAUAUCCCUGUUUAAGAAAUUUCGGAUACAGCUGUUUAUGUAAAAGUAUAUGGUGAACAAUGGAAAGAUGGUGUUCGAAAACGUUAAGAUGAUUUCAGCACUUUAAGUAAGUGUAAACUGAUGAAGAAAUGUAGGAGUGAAAAGGACACACGUGGCCCUUUUGAGUUUUAAUUCCCUUAAUUGACAUUUCGGGGGCUAACUAUAAUAAUGUUUUCUAUUUGCCAUUAAUUCACAGAAAUUGUUACAAAAUGUUUAGUAUCUUUGUUUCUAUAGUAAAAUUAUAAUUUCCUGGCUGUUUCAACAUGUACAGUAUUUGCGUUAGUAGGCUACCAAUUUUAUUAUUGUGAAGCUACAGUUGUAAAGUUAAUGAAGUUUAAAACUUAUUGUAUGAAUAAUCAGCAAGUAUGUAUACAUGUAUGUCGGCAUAUCUUGCUCUUUACAGUUCAACAUUAUUUGUACUGUGUGCAUUUUUACAAUGUUAUUUUCUAGACAAAUGUUGGGGGGAAAUGUAUAAAGCUACAGAAUAUUGUUGGACCACUAUGUCCUUUUUCAGUGAAAAAUAGGUCCCUCAAUGUGGUUUACAUAAAUUGAGACAUCUUACAUACAUCUGUUCUGAUGCUUGGGACUGUACAUAACAUUGAAAAAAUACAUUCUCCACUGACAAAUUUCCAGGUUUUGUCAUCAACCCAGUUAUUCAGAAUGACAUUCUUUUAUCCUCAGUUGUAAAAUAAACUCCAUGUCCUGGAUUAAACUG
Molecule: messenger RNA, 4872 nt
Organism: Amphiprion ocellaris (clown anemonefish)
Lineage: Eukaryota; Metazoa; Chordata; Actinopteri; Pomacentridae
Gene: tshz1
Product: teashirt zinc finger homeobox 1
Exons: 2
Coding region: 293-3616 (1107 amino acids)
Biological process (GO): regulation of transcription by RNA polymerase II
Cellular component (GO): nucleus
Molecular function (GO): DNA binding; DNA-binding transcription factor activity, RNA polymerase II-specific
Source: RefSeq, a predicted model, not a curated record